Messenger RNA from Osmerus eperlanus (European smelt), 2810 nucleotides. RefSeq lists its product as uncharacterized. The transcript has 16 exons. The record is from RefSeq and is a predicted model, not a curated record. The coding region runs from base 87 to 2672 and encodes 861 amino acids. Lineage: Eukaryota; Metazoa; Chordata; Actinopteri; Osmeriformes; Osmeridae.
UGAUACCUGCUGAAUGGCGGAGCUUACAAAACCACUCGCGAGUCUCCUGCUUCCAGCUGUCUGUCUGACUGUGAAGAUUGAGAUCUAUGGAUACACCCUUACAGUUCACAGGAGGGCCUCUUCCUGAUCUGAGAGUGAAACAAGAGAGUAUGGAGUCUCCUGCUCCCAGCUGUCUGUCUGUGAAGAGUGACAGGUCUAUGGAUCCACCCUUACAGUUCACAGGAGGAACUCUUCCUGAUCUGAGAGUGAAACAAGAGACAAUGGAUUCUCCUGCUCCCAGCUGUCUGUCUGUGAAGAGUGAGAUGUCUAUGGAUCCACCCUUACAGUUCAGAGAUGGCUCACUGUAUGAUAUCAGUGCCAGUCUGCUGACUGAGGACCAGUUCCGAUGUUCCGUGUGUUCUGAGGCUCUGAGGGAGCCGGUCUCCAUCCCCUGUGGACACAGUUACUGCAGACAGUGCAUCAGUACCUACUGGGCCCAGCCCAGCCUAGAGGGAUACUAUGUGUGCCCUGAGUGCAGUAAGAGAUUCUGCACCCUGCCUGAGCUCUCCAUUAACACAGCCUUGGCCAGGGUACUUCAGGCUUUCCAGCAGGCAGGUUACAGCCCUGCCCUCCCUGCCCAGACAUACGCAGGGGCUGGGGAUGUACCUUGUGAUCUCUGCCCUGGGCCCAAGCACAGAGCCGUCAAGUCCUGCCUGACCUGUAGCGCCUCCUACUGUGAGCGUCACGUCAGACAGCACUACACGGUCCCAGCACUGCAGAGACACCUCCUAGAAGAGGUCAGGGGAGACCAGACACACACAGACCAGCCGGAUAGAACCAUGAAGAUGGAGGACCUCAAAGAGGAGGAGACUAUGGAAGUACAGACUGAAGAGGAAACAGAGAAGGCCAACAGCUUUUCAACAUGUACCCAACUUUGGAAAAUUGAGUCAGAGAGAGAAUGUAGCAGAGUGAAACAAGAGAGAAUGGAUUCUCCUGCUCCCAGCUGUCUGUCUGUGAAGAGUGAGAUGUCUAUGGAUCCACCCUUACAGUUCACAGGAGGAACUCUUCUUGAUUUGAGGGUCCUAAAGAGGAGAAUGGAGUCUCCUGCUCCCAGCUGUCUGUCUGUGAAGAGGUACAGGUCUAUGGAUCCACCCUUACAGUUCACAGGAGGGCCUCUUCCUGAUCUGAGAGUGAAACAAGAGAGAAUGGAUUCUCCUGCUCCCAGCUGUCUGUCUGUGAAGAGUGAGAUGUCUAUGGAUCCACCCUUACAGUUCAGAGAUGGCUCACUGUAUGAUAUCAGUGUGAAACAAGAGAGUAUGGAGUCUCCUGCUCCCAGCUGUCUGUCUGUGAAGAGUGAGAUGUCUAUGGAUCCACCCUUACAGUUCACAGGAGGAACUCUUCCUGAUCUGAGGGUCCUAAAGAGGAGAAUGGAGUCUCCUGCUCCCAGCUGUCUGUCUGUGAAGAGUGAGAUGUCUAUGGAUCCACCCUUACAGUUCACAGGAGGGCCUCUUCCUGAUCUGAGAGUGAAACAAGAGAGAAUGGAUUCUCCUGCUCCCAGCUGUCUGUCUGUGAAGAGUGAGAUGUCUAUGGAUCCACCCUUACAGUUCAGAGAUGGCUCACUGUAUGAUAUCAGUGCCAGUUUGCUGACUGAGGACCAGUUCCGAUGUUCCGUGUGUUCUCAGGCUCUGAUGGAGCCGAUCUCCAUCCCCUGUGGACACAGUUACUGCAGACAGUGCAUCAGUACCUACUGGGCCCAGCCCAGCCUAGAGGGAUACUAUGUGUGCCCUGAGUGCAGUAAGAGAUUCAGCACCCUGCCUGAGCUCUCCAUCAACACAGCCUUGGCCAGGGUACUUCAGGCUUUCCAGCAGGCAGGUUACAGCCCUGCCCUCCCUGCCCAGACCUACGCAGGGGCAGGGGAUGUACCCUGUGAUCUCUGCCCUGGGCCCAAGCACAGAGCCGUCAAGUCUUGCCUAACCUGUAGCGCCUCCUACUGUGAGGGUCACGUCAGACAGCACUACACGGUCCCAGCACUGCAGAGACACCUCCUGGCAGAGGUCAGGGGAGACCAGACACACACAGACCAGCCGGACAGAACCAUAAAGAUGGAGGACAUCAAAGAGGGCCAUGAGCACAAGAUGGAGGAGGGUCUGGACGACGAGAGCAACAGCCAGGGCACCGCCGGGAUGGCCUCCCAGCAGCCCUCAGGCAUCGGAGGCGUGGCCGUAGGCGGAGCAGCGGGCGCGGCCGGGGCCCAGGCUGGCCUCGGCGCCGUCGGAACGGGCCCGGGGGCGGCGCCCCCCCACGGCCGACCCGGAGAAGCGCAAGCUGAUCCAGCAGCAGGGAUGUUGGGGGGUCAGGGGCUAGCUGGCAGGGCCAUGCUGGAACCCCAGCAGAGCAUGGGGCUAGGUGGAGCAGGAGCCAUGCAGCAGCCAGGUGUCCCACAGAGCCAGCUCCCCCCACAGGUCCAACAGCAGCUUCAACAGCAGGCAGGGGGAGGGCAGCAGCCAUGGCCCCCUCAACAGAGGCAAGGCAUGAUGGGACAGAUGGGUCACAUGACGCAACAGCAGCAGCAGCAGGUUGCCCAGCAACAGCUGCAGCAGCUACAACAACAACAACUCCAGCAGCAACUACCCCAGCAGCCUGGGCAGCCCCAGCAGCAACAGGCGGUGGCGGAGGUGGUCCAGGCGGGGUGAGGUUCCAGGGGUCUGGGGGAGGCCUGCCUGGGCCUGGGCUAGGAGGAGGAGGGCCAGGGGGUAACCAGGUUGGGAUGGAUGGGCAGCAGAUGCAAGUGAACCCAGGAGGAGGACAACCAGGGAUGAACAUGGCCCAGG